This is a messenger RNA of Neurospora crassa OR74A, 2065 nucleotides long. RefSeq lists its product as hypothetical. The transcript has 4 exons. Bases 1 to 2061 code for a protein of 686 amino acids. The record is from RefSeq and is a predicted model, not a curated record. NCBI's taxonomy places the organism in Eukaryota, Fungi, Ascomycota, Sordariomycetes, Sordariales, Sordariaceae.
AUGCCGAAGCCAAGACCAAGUCCAGGCACGCCAACUCCGAGAGGAAAAGCUCCCCGUCGAAAAGCGUUGAAUAGGUCAAAGGAGUCCCAAGAGGCACAAUCGAAGGGCGGUGCUAGCAAGAUUCCAGAUUCUCCUGCUGAUGUCGGUGAAACGCAUGGAUCCAUCCGCACAGUGAAUGAGCUUCUCCCCUACCGCGACCAAUUUCGAAAAGCCGGGCUUGCGGUGACAUCCAAGGAGCAAAGGGCAUACCACCGGAGAGGCAAACUCGCGCCCUUGCUUGGGAAGAUGUCACCGCCAGGAAGCGAAUGGCUGCGACUAGAUGGAGGAACCGAGACUAAGGAGCUCAACAAUAAUACCUCUAAGAAAGAUGACUCUCCCUCUCCUAUCAAUGUUGAACAGAUAUCACAGAAGAGCGGAAAAGACAAGCUUUCCGACCCGUCGUUGUCACCACCACCCAAUUCAACAGCAACGCCAGAAGCAGUGUUUGCAAACCCCGAAGCAUCAUCCCCAGAGCGUCGGCCUCCCUCAAUCCCCGAUGAAGAGAAGAAAGGAAACACCCAACCAAUAACCACCCCACCACCUGCACCAAAACCCGCCGGCAUUCCAAACUCCGACAAAUCCCUCCCUGCCCUCCCGCGUGUCUUUUCCCAAGUCCUGGUCCGACACGGCAGCGGUCCCUCGCGCAACUCCAGCUGGAGCGCAGCCAUGCGCCAAUUCCCGCCUACCAUCGUGGAACAAAAAGAGCCAUCACCAGACAAACAACAGCAACAAAAAGUCAUUAACCAUGGUCGUCAACAAAACACCACCACCACCACCACCACCCCAUCCAUCCAGUCCACUGCCACCACCACCAGUUACGGAACGGCCAUUAUAAUCCAGCCAGCAGCAAAGAGUUACGGCCAAUUACUGAUACGCAAUACCAAACGAAACAGCGUUAGCGAAGCCACUGUUAUCACCAAAACUCCCCAUCCCAGCGUCGUAUCAAGUAUAGAAGUGCCGGAGAGUGUCAGAACCGGCACGCUUUCAUGCUUAGAUCAAGCUCUUGAUGAAGCUGUGCGACGGAUGCAAGCCAUGGGGGAGAGUGUAGCUACUUCUACUCCUUCCGGUACAAUCAAGUCAUUGUCGAAAUCAAAAUCGAAACCGAACAAAGCAACGGGUGAACAUCAACGAUCCACGAGCAGCAAGGAUGCGCCGUCUCCGUCGCAGAGGUUGCAAAAGGCUGCGGCGUUGAGGAGGCAGAAGAUGGUGCUGAGUGGUACAUGUGCGGUGGGGGGUAAAGGUAGUCACAGUCCGCGGUCGAAGCCUCCUUCUCUGGCCAGCACGGUGGAAAGGGAGGAGGAGCAAGUAGGUGGAACGACGACGGCAUCGCCAACGCCGGAAGUGGAAGAAGCAAUGGCUGUGGUUAUUCCCAGGGUGCCAUCGUCAAGACCACCACCACCUUCCAGUUCAGGACCGUCGGUGUUGGCUUCUAUUGAAGUCGUGCACCGCUACGGAUUACUCGCCCUGAACCGAGUCAUGGUUCUGUUCCUGAUCCCGCUGCGUUUCCUUCCCGCCCACUCCCACCUUCUAAGCCGGAGAGUAAAUCUAGUCGGCGAAACUCCCGUGAAGUUGAUAAGGGACAGGCACAACGGUUUCGGGUUAGCAAGCGGAGUAGCUUUGUCUCCCACCAGCGUGUCCCUUCUCAAGGUCCCCUGUCUCAACGUCCAUCUCAUCGUCCCCCCUCUCAACGAGCAAGCUCCCACCAGCGUGUCCCUUCUCAACGUCCCCUGUCUCAACGCCCAUCUCAACGACCCCCCUCCCAGCAUCCCCCUUCUCAGCGUCCUUCUCAUCGUCUUUCUUCUCAUCGUCCCCCAAUCCCAUCCUCCCGCUCCUCCUCACUCCUGCACAAUUUCUUCACCACCCACCCACCGCCACCUCCCCGCGAUCGAUAUCCUCAAAGGGCUACAAAUCAUGUGCGCCGCGUCGGCAGACGAAGAACUCGAUGCGUGGUUUCGACAUAAGACGGGGUUGCCGCUGAGGCGGUUUUUGGUGGAUUUGAGGGGUUUUGAGGAUGUGUUGUGAUGGG